AUGUCCAAACGUUUGUACUCGGACAUUGUAAAAAUUGGUUAUGAAUCGACUGAUUCCAGCGAAGAUGAAAUAGACUCGCUUGCAUCACUUUUUCUGGUAUUCUUUCUACUCAUUUUGACAAAAAACAUUUUACAGUGCAAUUCAAAAGCAAAAUGGAGCUUAAGAAUUGGCGGAUGGAACUGGUUCAAUUGGUAUUACUAUUGGUAUUGGCGUCAUGGAAGAUUGGGUAAAAUCAGUGACAGCGAUACUAUUUGUCAGCGCUUGUGGGGACUGGACAAUAAGAGAGCUGUUCAAGGAUUUCAUUAUGAUAUUCUUUUGCAGUCAAAAAUUAGUAACAACUCCACUCUGGACAAAGCAACUAGACCGCUAUUUAGUUUUGUCAACUUAACUAAGCUGAAGAAGAGACGUACUUACAAAGCUUUUAUUAGACUUCUGGAGGAUUUACAACCAUCAAAUGGAAAGAAAAUUGAUGAAACAGCAAUUUCAGAGAAUAUUGAAGAAUUGUUGUCGGUUGUAGUAAAAACCCACAUUUUUAGACAAUUGUACUGGUACCUUGUGAGAAAUUCGUAUAUUUACCCCAAUAUGGCUCAGUUUAAAGACACUCUUCGCAAUUUGUGGUUUAACCAAGGAAAGUCGACCGACAACAAUUUGACUGCAUUUCAAAAAGUUUUUGUUGGUGAGAACGUUGACUAUCCAAAUGAGCUAUCUGUUCGCAAUUGGAUCCAGUUUUAUUUAAUGGAGAGAAAAGGCUUGAACUAUUUUGGAAACUUAAACUACUACCAGUAUGACCCUAAAAUAAUUUCAGUGAUGUUUACAUGGAAAGAAGGAACGCCACUUGCAGACAACAUGCUAAUUGGGACGUCACCUGAGUACGAACUUGGACUGUACACUUUGUGUUUCUUUACAAAUCCAACUAAUGAUUGCGAGUGUAAGACAAACACAAAGAAAAUCAUUGUGAAGACUAAAGUAUCCAACAAUAGUUUAAGAAUAUUAAACUCUCGCUUUGAAAUAGAAGUUUAAAAUGAUAGCUUGCUCUUUAUGCAUAUAUAUAUAUAAUUAAUGCACUGAGCAUUCGCAAAGUGGUUUUAAAAAUCAGUUUAUGUACGAACAUAUACCAUCAAAGAAUCAAAACGACAAAAUUUAGUCAUCUCAUUAGUAUGAAUUGACUGAAAUAUAUGUUGAUGUGCCAUAUAUUGAUGUGUCAUGUAAGAAUAUUAUGAUGUAAUGAUGUUAUUAUAAAAUUGUGUGACAA
This is a messenger RNA of Xenia sp. Carnegie-2017, 1252 nucleotides long. RefSeq names its product poly(U)-specific endoribonuclease-A-like. The record is from RefSeq and is a predicted model, not a curated record. The transcript is spliced from 6 exons. Gene Ontology annotation, molecular function: RNA endonuclease activity. NCBI's taxonomy places the organism in Eukaryota, Metazoa, Cnidaria, Anthozoa, Malacalcyonacea, Xeniidae. The coding region runs from base 1 to 1020 and encodes 339 amino acids.